AUGUCGACGUGGGGUGAACAUUUCCGGGUCACCACCUAUGGCGAGUCUCACUGCCGCUCGGUCGGCUGUAUCGUCGAUGGCGUCCCUCCCGGCAUGCAGCUCACCGAGGACGACAUCCAGCCCCAGAUGACCCGCCGCCGUCCCGGCCAGAGCGCCUUGACAACCCCGCGCGAUGAGAAGGAUCGCGUUGAGAUCCAGUCAGGCACAGAGUUCGGUAUUACAUUGGGUACUCCAAUUGGAAUGGUGGUCCGCAACCAAGACCAGCGGCCCAAGGACUACGGCGGCAGCACAAUGGAUCUGUACCCCCGUCCCAGCCAUGCGGAUUUCACCUACCUCGAGAAGUACGGCGUCAAGGCCAGCAGCGGUGGUGGCCGUAGCAGUGCCCGUGAAACCAUCGGUCGUGUCGCCGCCGGCGCCAUCGCCGAGAAAUACCUCAAGCUGUCGCACGGCGUUGAGAUCGUGGCCUUUGUCUCCUCCGUCGGCAACGAGUACCUUUACCCCCCAACGCCCGAGCACCCUACCGCCUCCACCAACCCAGAGUACCUGCAGCUUCUUGAAAAAAUUGACCGCGAGACUGUCGACAAGUUCGCACCCAUUCGCUGCCCCGACGAGGAUGGCGCCGCACGCAUGACUAAGGUCAUCGAGAAGUUCCGCGACAACCACGACAGCAUCGGCGGGACCGUGACCUGCGUGAUCCGCAAUGUGCCCAUUGGCCUGGGUGAGCCCUGUUUCGAUAAGCUUGAAGCCAAGCUCGGCCACGCCAUGAUGAGCAUCCCUGCCACGAAGGGUUUCGAGAUCGGCUCCGGUUUCGGUGGCUGUGAGGUUCCCGGCUCUAUCCACAACGACCCCUUCAUCGCCUCCCCCUCCGCCGAUGGUGUUCAGCGUCUCACCACCAAGACUAACAACUCCGGCGGUAUCCAGGGUGGUAUCUCCAACGGUGCCUCCAUCUACUUCCGCGUCGCCUUCAAGCCCCCGGCGACUAUCGGUCAGGCGCAGACCACCGCCACCUACGCCUUCGAGGAGGGUGUCCUUGAGGCCAAGGGUCGUCACGACCCCUGCGUCGUGCCCCGUGCUGUCCCUAUUGUCGAGGCGAUGUCCUCGUUGGUGAUUAUGGAUGCGCUCAUGGCUCAGUACGCUCGUGAGGGUGCGAAGAACCUGCUCCCCCGUCUGCCCACUACUCUGCCCACGAAGCCGGCUACUGCCCCUCACGGUGCACCUGCCUUGUAG
This is a messenger RNA of Penicillium maclennaniae, 1227 nucleotides long. RefSeq names its product bifunctional chorismate synthase/riboflavin reductase [NAD(P)H] ARO2. The record is from RefSeq and is a predicted model, not a curated record. Gene Ontology annotation, molecular function: FMN binding; chorismate synthase activity. Gene Ontology annotation, biological process: chorismate biosynthetic process; aromatic amino acid biosynthetic process. Gene Ontology annotation, cellular component: cytosol. The coding region runs from base 1 to 1227 and encodes 408 amino acids. The transcript has 3 exons. NCBI's taxonomy places the organism in Eukaryota, Fungi, Ascomycota, Eurotiomycetes, Eurotiales, Aspergillaceae.